This is a messenger RNA of Mytilus californianus (California mussel), 743 nucleotides long. RefSeq lists its product as uncharacterized. The record is from RefSeq and is a predicted model, not a curated record. Bases 144 to 743 code for a protein of 199 amino acids. The transcript has 6 exons. NCBI's taxonomy places the organism in Eukaryota, Metazoa, Mollusca, Bivalvia, Mytilida, Mytilidae.
UAAAUAACUGUUCAGCUUUGUUAUUUUAGAAACAUGUUUGCAAGUGUAUUCAUAAGACUGAUUUGAAGUCAGAUUUAGAGAAGCUUCCAGUAUGCAUUAACCCAAUUUCAACAAAUACAGGAAAUGUUGAUGAAGUUUAUUCAAUGUCACAUUCAUCACUUCCAAUCUUCAAAUUUGAAACAGAAUUUAGGUAUAAAUCUAUACAAAAGGACAAUAAAGACGCCCGUAAUCAUCACUGCCUCGCCAUAAAAAAUGGUAUUUUCACAACCGCUGAUUGCAGUUUAAAAAUGACGGCUGUUUGUACAGGAGGUGACAGUCGUUUCGGGACAUGGAUUUUUACUAUUCACAGCUGUUUACUAAAGAACGAAUCUGUUUCGAACAACCAGAGCGCAUUCCGAGAAACAUGGCUAGGCUACUUCAUGUAUGAAGAAGACAAAGCAAAUCAAAGGUGUGCUGCAAUUCUAAGAAACAAUUUUACUCAGUCAUUGACCUACCAGUUGAGAAACUGUUCUGAUCACUUGGCUGUUUUGUGUAAAGACGAAAACAACAUAAGUCCUUUUAGCACGUCAACAACUUUGAAUAAUGGUAGCCUGUUUUCUUCAAAUUCAACAAAUACUUCUACAAACAUUUUUAAUGUACAAGAUCCAGGCAAAAAGAAUCAAACACUCGGAGAAAUCGUCAUUGUGAAUGUUGUACUGUUUUGUUUGAUCAUUCUAUUUGUCGUUAUGAUUAUCUUAAGGUAA